This is a messenger RNA of Ananas comosus (pineapple), 1039 nucleotides long. RefSeq lists its product as uncharacterized. The transcript has a single exon. Bases 20 to 778 code for a protein of 252 amino acids. Lineage: Eukaryota; Viridiplantae; Streptophyta; Magnoliopsida; Poales; Bromeliaceae. The record is from RefSeq and is a predicted model, not a curated record.
UCAUGUGGAGGCAAAGGCGAUGGCAGCGAAAAGAGAAAGUUACAAUGCGCGCUUCACCGAGAGGAUCAAGAAGCCGCCGCCGCCGCCGCUACCGCCUGCAGGGGUAAGCGCUAUAGCACCGCCGCUGUGUUCGGAGCUAAAUGUAGCUCGACCAAGCCGCAUAUCUACGACCAAGGCUUUGCAGCUCCAGCGAAGAGAUGGAGCUCUUUUGCUACUGACUACUCCAGAAGAAGAGAAGCUGAAGCGGGAAUGCGCCGGGGAACCGACCCUGCAGCAGGAUCCGGAGUACGGCUAUGUUAAGUCGAUACUAGCGCGCAGCGGGUUUCUUGAGAGCGCAUCGGCGGCUUCUUCCGGAAGCCGCUCGAACCCACAUGUGAUCGACCCAGAUGUCUUUCGUCAGCUCGAGCUCGUGCUCGCCUUCGAUACCGGCGCCCUCCGGUGGCGGUGGAACCGGAAGCUCCUGUUCCACCUCGUCCAGGAGCUCCUCGGCGACCGCGAGACGUGGCAAUGUAAAGCGACCGGCGUUGGCGGCUGCGGAGGAGAGCGGCUGCUGCUGCAGCAGCUGUGGGGAGAGAUCCGGCGCUUCCCCGCGGCGAACUGCCGCGUGCUCGGCGACGUCGACGCCCUCGCGGCGUCCGACCUCCCCCCGGCGUCGGCGGUCCGGCAGCUGCUCCGGCACCCGGCGGUGGCGGCGGAGGCCGACGCCGUCGCGGCCGCCGCGGCCGCUGCCGUCCUCGACAGCCUCCUCGAAGAAACCGCCGGAUCUCUGCUCACGUGACGUCACGUGGCGUCAGCCUUCUGAUCCCGACGGGAACGGCGGGCGCUCGAAUUCAUGAUUGUGUGGAUGUGCGGAACCGCAGGAUGCGUCUGAUCAGUCCAUCACAGGAACGGGAAAAUUGAAGGAAAACGUGGCGCGAUACGACGACCGCAUCGCUUUCCGUGCGCCCACCCUAGAACCUGUGUAACUGUGUUGCGUGUGUAUAUACGUGUUCAACAGGGUUUGGGUACUUAUAUGUUUGUACAAAUCUGAAAAAAAAAA